AUCCACAGCAAACUACGACACCAAGCCCAGAGUGAGCGGUUUGGAUACCGAGAGGUGGUUUUAAAAGGUGAUCCAAAGAAGUUGAAUCUUCAUGGGCAGACGUGUGCCGUGUGUCUCGAGGACUUCAAAGUGAAGGACGAGCUGGGAGUGUUGCCAUGCCAACAUGCUUUCCACAGGAAGUGUCUGGUAAAAUGGCUGGAGGUGCGCUGCGUCUGCCCCAUGUGCAACAAACCAAUAGCGGGCCCCCCUGAGCAGCACCACAGCAUAGGGACCCUUCUGGAUGAACUGGUGUAACUGAAGGACCCCUGCAGCCCGGGGUGGCCCGCCUGCCGCGCCCGGGCCCGAGCAGCUGAUAUCAUUUAGCAACUAGCAGGAACAUGGACCCUGUGCUGCUGUUAAAAAAUCAGCGAAGAAACACCGACAUGAUAACAGUAAAUUGGGGUAACCUAGUUACCACCCAGAGAAAGACAGAAGGAUGCUGUUGCCUAGCGACCAUAUCCAAGAUGGCAACACGACACCUUGUGGUGUCUGAGAGAUUAUCUCCAGCCACCCACACAUCACUCCACCACUCUUCUUUCAACAUCCUUCCCCCCACACAUCCCUCACAUCUUCUCUGGUUACUUCGAGUCAGGUUAAUGAAACAGCGACAAGUGAGUGUUGAAGGAUGGCAGCGCAGGGUCAGAGGCACUGAUCCCACGGCAUGUCUGAGUGUUGAAUGUCAUGGUGGUUACUAACAUGAAAUAAUUAUCGGAGGAUGUUAUUAAAUCUCUCACUUAAUUAUUUUAGUAAAGACGUUUUUAAACAAAGCUACAGAGAAAAAUAUAUGUCAUCGUCCCUUAACAUGUUGAGAGGAGUUACACUGCUUACAAUUCGGUAUUUAAAAAAAAUGUUUCAACAGGUACAACAAGGGUUUACCAAAAAUAUCUGGGGCCUCAUUUAUAAAGCCUUGCGUAGGAUUGGCGUGAGAAGGUUGCUUACGUAGGACAAAGCUAAUAAAUACGCACCGACACUUUCCGAUUCAUAAAAGACUGCGUACGGCACAUCCUACGCCGGUUUCACUUUAUAAAUCACAAUCAACUCGAAAUGCGUCGCAGCUUUUGCGGGCUUCACGUA
Molecule: messenger RNA, 1113 nt
Organism: Notothenia coriiceps (black rockcod)
Lineage: Eukaryota; Metazoa; Chordata; Actinopteri; Perciformes; Nototheniidae
Gene: rnf122
Product: ring finger protein 122
Exons: 4
Biological process (GO): ubiquitin-dependent protein catabolic process
Cellular component (GO): nucleus
Molecular function (GO): ubiquitin protein ligase activity
Source: RefSeq, a predicted model, not a curated record